Seminavis robusta is the source of this 534-nucleotide messenger RNA. The record is from the annotation of a GenBank genome assembly. Lineage: Eukaryota; Bacillariophyta; Bacillariophyceae; Naviculales; Naviculaceae.
AUGGUCUCCCUACUAGAUUUAAUAUUCUACAUUGUGUUCUGUGCAGCGACUCCACCCAUCAUCUUCAUCGUGGCCAUUGUCACGAGCCAUGAACACCAAAACUGGAACGCCAACGAGAGCAGGAAAACGACCAAGUGGAACGUCUACGCUGGGAUUGUGUUGGCGAUAGGACGCAUUGUGUAUUUAGUCCUGCUGUUCUUUGCUAUGAUCUACAUUGGGAUGGUUUCCUAUAUUUUCCAUGACAACUGCUUCCUUGUCUUCCGUCAUUUCCAUCUCCAAGACACCAACCUUUCAAUUUUCAAGUCGACGCUCUUUGUUUUAAUGGUUGUGAAAGGGGGGUUCUCUUUGCGAGCUCAAAAGUACAGCGCACGUAACCCACUCCGUGCACUUGCUGCUGCUUGGAUAGUUGGAUACAUCUGGGUAUCUUUGGAAUGGUCUUGGAGCGGUUGGUUUGCAGAUUCUGCCUACCUAGAUGCGGAACAUCAUGCCAAUCUGAACAAUUUGCUUGCCAAAUGGGCCCCGCACAGCAAUUGA